GCACCUCUCAUUUUGAUUCAGAGACUUUCGAUAAUGAUUUCGAUUAACAGCAGCAUUUCAAUCUCGCCUCCAUCUAUAAUCCAGAUCAUCUGGUAUCCUUUCCGUGUGGUAUCUGGUUUUAUCUUCAGGGUCUUACUUCGAUGGAAGCCGGAAAAGAGUGCUGUAGAAGACGUGCACACAUCUACAUCCAAGUCAAAUACAGCUACUCCCGUGACUCCUGCCCAUAUCGAAGUUAUUGAAGUCCGUCCAUAUCAUCCUCCUGGCGUGACCAAGAUUAUUGACCGUGGCGGUGGAAGCUUCAUUGGUCUCGUUGAUGAAACCACUGUUCUAAAAUAUCCCUGUCCUCCAGGCGACCGUAAAGGCAUUGAAAUUGAAGCCGAACUUCUCGAAAUCCUUAAAAAGCAUCCGAGGAUCAUUGCUUCAAAAGGCCUAAAUAAGUAUGGUUUGGCAUUACAAUAUGCAAAAAAUGGGAGCCUUUACAAAUACAUCACUUCCGGACAUCAUGAAAUUGCUGUUGAGCAAAGACUGCGUUGGUGUAAACAGGCUGCUGAGGCUGUGAAGUAUAUACAUGAGAAGAACAUCAUCCAUUGUGAUAUUAAUCUCCGGAAUUUUCUGCUUGAUGACAAUUUCGACAUUGUGCUUGCUGACUUCCAGGGGAUGCUGAAAUCACCCCGCGGUGAAACAUUGAUGGACGGGUUAUCGCGAGAAUGUUCAAAAUCGUUUAUGCCGCGGAGUCAUGGGGACUACGCUGAUGUGAAGACUGAUAUUUUUGCACUGGGUUCUGCGAUUUACUUCAUCAUGUUGGGGCAUGAAUUGUUCCCAGAAUUGGAUAGCCUGGAACAUGACGAGGAGAUAGCAUCGCGGUUUCGAGACGGACGCUUCCCCACCGAAGAGCACGCAUGCUCUCAAAUUACAGAUAAAUGCUGGAGACAAAUGUUCAAUUCCGCGGCAGAUGUCAUAGAUGACAUCUCUCAAAUUCAAGGACGAUUUGGGAACCACCGUUAA
Monascus purpureus is the source of this 1005-nucleotide messenger RNA. NCBI's taxonomy places the organism in Eukaryota, Fungi, Ascomycota, Eurotiomycetes, Eurotiales, Aspergillaceae. The record is from the annotation of a GenBank genome assembly.